AUGAGCGCCCCAGCUUCUCAGUACAAGGUGCGUCUCGCCGGCCUCGCUUUGCCCACCCCAUUUGCAUAACAAACACCUCCACACCUCCGACAGAAAAAACAUUGAAGAUGAGCGUGGACUGACAACACUUCCAGGUCGCCGACAUCAACUUGGCGGCCUUUGGCCGUCGCGAGAUCGAGCUCGCCGAGCAGGAAAUGCCCGGUUUGAUUGCCACUCGCACCAAGUACGCCCAGGAGCAGCCAUUGAAGGGCGCCCGCAUUGCCGGUUGCUUGCACAUGAGUACGUUCUGCGCUGAAAACUUUGCUCCAGCUCGGAGUGAGGAAAUGGAGGAAAUCGGCACACGUGCUUACUCUCCCUCCGAACAGCCAUUCAGACUGCCGUCCUGAUCGAGACCCUCAGGGCCCUCGGCGCCGAGCUGACAUGGACCUCGUGCAACAUCUUCUCCACCCAGGACCACGCCGCUGCUGCCAUCGCCGCCGGUGGCACUCCAGUCUUUGCCUGGAAGGGCGAGACCGAGGAGGAGUACCAGUGGUGCUUGGAGCAGCAGCUCAACGCUUUCCCAUCCGGCAAGCCACUCAACCUCAUCCUCGACGAUGGCGGUGACCUCACUGCUCUCGUCCACACCAAGUACCCAGAGCUGCUCGAGGGCUGCUACGGUGUCUCCGAGGAGACCACCACUGGUGUCCACCACCUCUACAAGAUGCUCAAGAACAAGGGCAAGCCUCACGGCCUCCUCGCACCCGCCAUCAACGUCAACGACGCCGUCACAAAGAGCAAGUUCGACAACCUGUACGGCUGCAGAGAAUCUCUCAUCGACGGUAUCAAGCGUGCCACCGAUGUCAUGAUUGCUGGCAAGAUCGCUGUCGUCGCCGGCUUCGGUGAUGUCGGCAAGGGCUGCGCCCAGGCUCUUCACGGAAUGGGUGCUCGCGUGCUCGUCACCGAGAUCGACCCAAUCAACGCCCUCCAGGCCGCUAUCUCUGGCUAUGAGGUCGUCACCAUGGAGGAGGCUGCACCAAUCUCUCAGAUCUUUGUCACCACCACCGGUUGCCGAGACAUCAUUGUCGGCAAGCACUUCGAGGCCAUGCGUGAGGACGCCAUUGUUUGCAACAUUGGCCACUUCGACAUCGAAAUCGACGUUGCCUGGCUGAAGAAGACGGCCAAGGAGGUCGUCAGCAUCAAGCCUCAGGUUGAUCGUUUCACCAUGCCAAGCGGCAGGCACAUCAUCCUCCUCGCCGAGGGCCGUCUGGUCAACCUCGGCUGUGCUACCGGCCACAGCUCUUUCGUCAUGUCCUGCUCGUUCACCAACCAGGUCCUCGCACAGAUCAUGUUGUACAAGGCAGGUGAUAAGGAGUUCGCCAAGAAGUACAUCGAGUUCGGCCGUGCUGUCGCCGAUGACGAGGUCGACCUCCUCCAGAAGAAGAAGGAAGCUGAGCCCAAGAGCUCGGUCGAGCGUCUGCCAGUCGGCGUCUACACCAUCCCCAAGAUUCUCGACGAGCAAGUCGCCAAGCUCCACCUCGCCCACGUCAACGCGAAGCUCAGCAAGAUGACCCCAGUGCAGGCAGAGUACAUGUCUCUGCCAGUCGAGGGUCCUUUCAAGAGCGACAUGUACCGAUACUAG
Molecule: messenger RNA, 1618 nt
Organism: Lecanosticta acicola
Lineage: Eukaryota; Fungi; Ascomycota; Dothideomycetes; Mycosphaerellales; Mycosphaerellaceae
Source: the annotation of a GenBank genome assembly